CCACGAUCCAUUUUCACUUGGAAAGCUUUAGCACAAGUUUUGCGUUGAACCAAAACGAAUGAAUUUACGAAAUCAGAACGAAAUCUUGCAAACAAAUUCAAAUGAAAACACAGAAGAUAAGAGCAAAAGUCAGGCAACCUAAAAUUUAUUACCGAAAUUUAUUAAAACAAAAACCACACAGCAUGCGAACUUUCUUGAGGGAGAUUUUUAUGUUUUGUUCGGUUUUGGUUUGAAUUUCUGUGAUUUUUUUCCUCGGUUUGAUAAAGUUGAACUUUACAGAGUUGAAUCGCUACGGUCAUGCACACAUUUUAUAGACGAUUGAAUUAAUACACAAUUGUUGGUCGUGACUCUUCUUCAAAAGGAUGAAAAAACGUUCAAUUGUUACAGUGGGCGUACAAUACAAUUAAAGUUUUAUUUUCACUACGAUUUUCGCUAUUGGUAGGUGCUUAGUGUAUCUGCACAAUUACAUUUCAACUAUUCGCAAAGGUUUCAUUAUGAAGAGAGUCGCAGAAAAUAUCACAUGGAAAUUUGGCUUAAAACCGUGAGAAAACCAAAAAUGAAUUGUUAUUUUGGAAUGAACAGACACUGAGCCAGUAAUAGUACUAGUCUAGUAUUUUUUGCUCACAUAUCCCAUUCAACAGCUCAGAUAUCGAUUUUUUAAACAAAUUUCUUUAAAGGAAAACAUGAACAAUACAGACGUCCAAUGUAGUUUUACUACAUCAUAUAAAUGCUGAAUUUUUUCUCACUGAAGGUAUUUGCAUUCUGUGCAGCACACGAGAAUCCUAUAAUAUUGCCAUAUUUCAUUGCCUCACGAAGUUCCAAAGCUGAAAUUUUCAUGUGUUCAUGACUUUUUAUAUCUAUUUCACUUUUAACCAUGUUUAUAAAUAGAAAACUCUCAAUUAAUUUGAUUAAUCCUUUGGUUCAGAUGAAGAACUAGGUCAUCAUUUAUGGCCCAUUACUAUGCAUCAUAACAAUUUUCCCAGAGAUUUCAAUUGAAUCAUGUUCCAUUCGUGAAUUUGUCUUUUUUUUACAUUAUAAUAAUUCUCGCCAACACAGUUCAGUUCGAUGACAUGAUAUAUGAAAAAGUAAUAAAAAUUUGUUUGAAAUAAUUCACUAUAGAUAAAUCUUUUUUUGAAUCAUGAACAAUAUCGAAUAUUUAAGUUUGUUGUGUUUAAAUACGUGUACACAAACAUGUUAAAUACAUGAGUCGCUAAGUACAUUUCAUACGUGUUGAAUACAAUUUGACGUUUUACAGCGGGCGGUUGAAUGAUUGUGCUUCACAACGCAAAACGUCAGUUUUUGUCGACUACUGAUAGAACGCAGAUGGAGCAAAAUUGAGAAAUAUUUGUUUUAUUUUCCAAAAAUCUAACAAUUUAUUGUUGAUUUGGUUGUAUUCAUAUCAUCGAAAUAGUUUUUUUGCUUGAAAAAGGUGAUUUUGUAUUAGAUAAUAAAACAAGAAUUGUAGCAGAAUAUUCAAGUGACGCCGUUUUUUGGAACAAUGAGUGACAAAAAACGUGAUUCGAGCCCAUCCAGCCAAUCCAGUGGAUCUGAUUCGGAUAGUGAUUCAUCAUCUUCAUCAUCCGGUUCGUCGAGUUCAUCAUCUUCAUCAUCUAGACGAUCAGCAUCUAAUGGGCCUAAUGUAUCGGUUGAAAAGAAUGAUAUAAUUAAAGACAAAACACCCGAUGGUUCACCAGCCCGUUCAAAUCGGUCUAAAUCAAGAGAACGCUCCAAGUCAAAAUCAAGAGAACGCUCCAAGUCGAAAUCAAAAGAACGCUCCCGGUCUCCUCCACCGACCGAACCUGUUGCAAAAGAGCAAGUUCAGAAUGUUGAUGUAACAAACGGAGAACAUGAAUCUACCAAGCGAUCGUCAGAUGAACCACAAAAAUCACCAGAAGAGAACAAUUCGCGUGGGUCAAGGUCACCAAACGAUGUGCGUUCUCAAUCUAAAGAAGUGAAACGGUCUAAAUCUAAGGAGAUGAAGCGCUCACCUUCCCUCGAAGCGAAACGGUCAAAGGAAGUUAAACGCUCUCGUUCACGUUCACGUUCACGUUCACGUUCACGUUCACGUUCACAUUCACGUUCACGCCGGCGAAAGACCCGUUCAAAGUCCAAAUCACGCCGUUCACGGUCAAGACAAUCCAGGUCAUGCCGUUCUAGAUCACACAGCCGCCGACGCAGAGAUCGUAGCAACGAUGGCCGAAGAGAUAGGGAUAAUGAGAGAAGAAGAAGAGGCCCUGAACGACGAAACAGAAGUAACGAAAGAAGAAGAAGAGACCGAAGCUCCGACAGACGUCGUGAUGAUAAAAAUCGUCGUUCAGAGCGAGACCGGUCGAAAAGUAAGGAGCCUGAAAAACAAAAUCCGGAAGCCAUACCGAAAAAGCAACAGAAAACUGUUGAUAUUUUAACUUCAAAAACGGGAGGCGCUUACAUUCCACCGGCCAAAUUGCGUGCAUUACAAGCGGAAAUUACAGAUAAAACAUCGGCUGCGUAUCAAAGAAUUGCAUGGGAAGCGCUCAAAAAGUCGAUUCAUGGAUUCAUUAACAAAGUAAAUGUGGAUAAUAUUGGCGUAAUCACACGUCAGUUGUUGAAAGAAAAUAUUGUUCGUGGUCGAGGUUUGCUGUGUCGAUCAAUAAUACAGGCACAAGCUGCAUCACCAACGUUUACCCACGUUUAUGCCGCUUUGGUGGCCGUAAUCAAUUCAAAGUUUCCAAACAUGGGUGAAUUAUUGCUGCAUCGUUUGGUCAUUCAAUUUAAACGUGGUUUCCGACGUAACGAUAAACCGAUAUGCCUCUCAGCCACACGUUUUAUUGCCCAUUUAAUUAAUCAACGAGUUGCACAUGAAAUUCUCGCACUGGAAAUUCUUACGCUGUUAGUCGAAAUGCCAACAGAUGAUUCCGUUGAAGUGGCGAUUGCAUUUUUGAAGGAAUGUGGUAUGAAGCUGCAAGAAGUAUCGUCCAAGGGAAUCAAUGCCAUUUUUGAAAUGCUGAAAAAUAUUUUGCACGAAGGAAAACUGGACAAACGUGUACAGUACAUGAUUGAGGUGGUGUUUCAAAUAAGAAAAGACGGUUUCAAGGACCAUGUCGCUGUAACCGACCAACUGGAGCUCGUCGAGGAGGACGAUCAAUACACGCAUUUGAUAAUGUUGGAUGAAGCAACCGAUACCCAAGAUAUUUUGAAUGUGUUUAAAUUUGACCCGGAGUAUGCGACUACCGAGGAAAAGUAUAAGGGCUUGAGUAAAGAACUGCUUGGAAGUGAUGCAAGCGAUGAAGAUGACGAUGACAAUUCAAGCGGUAGCGGUAGCUCAAGUGGCAGUGAGUCAGAUGAUGAAGAAGAGGCCGAACCAGAGAAAACAAAUGACGCUAUUAUUGAUGCCACCGAAACGAAUUUGGUUGCAUUACGUCGAACCAUUUACUUGACCAUUCAUUCCAGUUUGGAUUAUGAAGAAUGUGCACACAAACUUAUGAAAAUGGAACUCAAGCCCGGCCAAGAAAUGGAAUUGUGCCACAUGUUUUUGGAUUGUUGUGCCGAACAGAGAACAUACGAAAAAUUUUAUGGGCUAUUGGCGCAACGGUUUUGUUUAAUCAACAAAAUUUAUAUUGAACCAUUUGAAGAAAUUUUCCGCAAUACAUAUGGAACAACACAUCGUUUGGAUACGAAUCGUUUGCGAAAUGUGGGUAAAUUUUUCGCUCACCUUCUGUUUACCGAUGCCAUACAUUGGGAAGUGUUUGAUUGCAUUCAACUCAACGAAGAAGAUACGACGAGCUCAAGUCGAAUUUUCAUCAAAAUUUUAUUUCAAGAAUUGGCCGAAUACAUGGGCUUAAGUAAACUGAAUGCCCGCCUUAAGGAUCCAACGCUGCAAAAUUCAUUUUCCGGUCUCUUUCCGCGCGAUAAUCCACGUAAUACACGUUUUGCCAUCAAUUUCUUUACAUCGAUUGGUUUGGGUGGUUUAACCGAUGAGUUACGUGAGCACUUGAAAAACGCACCAAAAGUGGUUCCAACACCAGCUGUGCCGGAGAAAGGCGAAAAUUGUGAUGGUUCAUCGAGCUCGAGCAGUAGUAGUAGUAGCAGUAGUAGUAGUUCGGAUAGCAGCACCAGCAGUGGCAGUGAUUCCAGUUCAUCGAGCGAUUCAUCGUCGAGCAGCUCAAGCAGUUCGGACAGUGAACCACAGAAAAAGAAGAAACGAUUGAGCAAGAAAAAAUCGAAAGACAAGGGAAAAACAUCGAAAUCAAAACAGAAAUCAGAGACCGAUGAUGAAAAGGAUCGUAAAAAGCGAGACCAUGCGAAAAAGGAUCGACGAACAGACAACAGAGUUGAUCGAUCGGGUCGGUCAAGCGAACGCAAACGUAAGAGAAACCGAAGUAUUGAACAUUCUAAAUCAAGACGUUCCAAAGAUCGAUCAAGUCAAAAAGAGGAAAAUGGUCAUAAAAAACGAAAAUAUGAUGAUGAAAGCGAUUCGGACAAACGCGAUAAACGGGAUUACAAACACGAAAAAAGCAAGGGCAAAGAUUCAGAUGGUUCGAAAAAGAAACGAGCUAGGGAUGAAAGUUCAGAUAGAGUUGAGAGAUAUGACAAAAACGAUAAACAUGAUCGGAACGAAAAAUACGACAAAAAUGGAAAGAAUGAUAAAAAUGAAAGACCGCGUAGCAGAGAUAGGGACAGAGAGCGACGGGAUAGAGAUAGAGAUCGCCGCCGUGACAGAAGCACAAGUCGGCAUCGGUCCAGAGAACGUAGUCGUAAUCGGUCACCACAACAUAAAAAACGUGACGAAUAUCGCUCGCGCAAAGAACGAAAAGUAUCCAGUGAACGAGGUUGAUUAUUCAAACAACAAUCCAACGUGGAAAAUUUACAGCAACUUUAAUAAAAUAAAUAACCAAUUUGUAUUGAUGAAUUCUUUUUUUUUGAAGUGAUGAAUAAAUAUUUUUUUUUGAACUCAAAA
Molecule: messenger RNA, 4936 nt
Organism: Sitodiplosis mosellana (orange wheat blossom midge)
Lineage: Eukaryota; Metazoa; Arthropoda; Insecta; Diptera; Cecidomyiidae
Gene: ncm
Product: pre-mRNA-splicing factor CWC22 homolog
Exons: 4
Coding region: 1499-4813 (1104 amino acids)
Biological process (GO): mRNA splicing, via spliceosome
Cellular component (GO): catalytic step 2 spliceosome
Molecular function (GO): protein binding; RNA binding
Source: RefSeq, a predicted model, not a curated record